AUUAGUUUAAAUUACAACAUAAUGGGAGGAGCACAAAGUUCAGAACAAGGACAGUAUGGAUUUCACGUUCUAAAAGUAAAAGAAAAUUCACCUGCUUAUCAUGCAGGAAUUGAGCAAUUCUUCGAUUAUAUUGUGAAGAUCAACGGUAUUCCACUUAAUAAUGGUGAUAGUAAAGCAUUGUUACAUACAUUACAAGAAUUCGAGGGAAAGCCUUUACCUAUUGAGAUAUAUUCAAGUAAAGAGCAAUCAUUUCGUGAGGUCAUUUUAACACCAAGUAAAGACUGGCAUCCUAACGAUCCAAAUGAGAAAAGCUUAAUAGGCUGUUCAAUUCGUUUCUGUUCAUUUGAGCGUGCUGGUGAGAAUGUAUGGCAUGUUUUGGAUAUAUCACCCAAUUCACCAGCAGAAAUGGCUGGUAUUAUCCCUUAUUCUGAUUAUAUUAUUGGCAGUCCACAUAUGACAUUAAGAAAUGAAGAUGACUUUUAUAGUCUUGUCGAAGAAUACCUUGGUAAACCAUUAAGACUUUAUUUGUAUAAUUCUGAAUGGGAUAGUUGUAGAGAGUGCAUUAUUGUACCAAAUCAUGAAUGGGGAGGAAAUGGCUCGUUAGGAUGUGAUGUAGGGUAUGGAUUAUUACAUAGAAUCCCUAGAAGAAAAAGGAAAGAACAAGAAAAUGAAAGAAAAGGAGAAGAAUCUGCCAAUUAUAGUGAUACGAUAUUCAAUGCACCUGAUUUACCUAUUUCUGAAGAAGAAUUAGAAGAAGCAAGAAGAACUGAGUUACCACCUUCACCUUUAUUAACAAAAUUGAAUCCAUCAGAAGAGGAUAAUGAACUGCAUUAAAAAAAAAAUAAUAAUAAUAAUAAUAAUAUGUCACGUGCAUUUUGGAAUGAAUAAAAAAAAAAUAAAUAAUUUGAC
This is a messenger RNA of Cokeromyces recurvatus, 909 nucleotides long. Its product is annotated as GRASP55/65 PDZ-like domain-containing protein. Lineage: Eukaryota; Fungi; Mucoromycota; Mucoromycetes; Mucorales; Mucoraceae. The coding region runs from base 22 to 834 and encodes 270 amino acids. Gene Ontology annotation, molecular function: protein binding. Gene Ontology annotation, biological process: Golgi organization. The record is from RefSeq and is a predicted model, not a curated record. Gene Ontology annotation, cellular component: Golgi apparatus. The transcript has 6 exons.